AAUUACCUUGUUCUGCUGCUAAACCUAUACUGAUUGGGGAACCCUCGUAUACAACUCUGGGGUUGGGAGGUAAGAAAAGGUAAACAAAUGAAAAAUGGCCAUUUCAUGAUAAUAGGCAGAUUAAUACGCAUAAUGUGAACAUGUAGGAUGAGCUGUAGUAUUUAUAUCAUUGUCAGUGAAAGACAUUCAGAACAAUCGACUGAAAGACUGCCUUGGGUAGAAACAGCGCUGAAGGUAGUUUUUUCAGAAAAAAGUUUGAGGUAAGUAAAAUAAUAUCUUAUUCUGUUUCACAAGUUUUGAUUGAGUAUCAUAACACUCUAUGAGUCUGUCACGUGACUUUAUGGAUGACGCCCGGGAUGACGGUUUGGCGAACUUUCCACUUCUGGUUUGCGUCAAAAUGAGAGCAAAUAUUGUAUUGUGUAUUGCUGUAAUAUGGGUACUAGAUGUUGUGGUGGAAGGACAAUCGAGCGUGAUUGUUAAACGAGAGGAGAUAGCAGCAGUGGAAAGCAUAGCCAAAUGUAGGCAGGCGUGUGGCAGGAUGGAAUUCUGCUGUAAAGAGAACAAGGAGGCAAAUGACACCGAUUACACAUGCAUUUCCAUUCCUUUCGUAAAAGCAAUGAGGGAUGUACUAGGGCAAGAAUGUAGAGCAGGUUCCUUGUUGGCCGUUAAGUUACAAAAGAAGGCAAAGAACCAAAGAAUCAAUCUUCCUCCAGGAAUGACAACAACUACAACUACAGCCGCACCAGGGGAAGAGCAUAAAGUGACCUCGUAUCAUACUUGCGCUGACGUAUGUAGCAGGGAGGAGUAUUGUUGCUUCCCCGAUAUGGCUGCGUUGCGGGUGGGUACCGAUUACACAUGUAAGACAAGUGCAGAAGGAAAGCUCUUAGAGAAAAAUGGCCAAGCGUGUUGGCCAGGGUCCCAAGAAGCUGAACGAGGAUGAAUAGAACAAGAACAAGAAUAAUGAGUUUUAAUGUAAAAAAAUGUGAUCAUUGACAUAUUGUUGAUGAAUAAAAUAUAAAAAUAUAUAAUUCUAACUGU
Messenger RNA from Owenia fusiformis, 1038 nucleotides. The record is from the annotation of a GenBank genome assembly. Lineage: Eukaryota; Metazoa; Annelida; Polychaeta; Sabellida; Oweniidae.